Molecule: messenger RNA, 1739 nt
Organism: Rotaria sordida
Lineage: Eukaryota; Metazoa; Rotifera; Eurotatoria; Philodinida; Philodinidae
Source: the annotation of a GenBank genome assembly
CUCACUCGUAUUUUUUUAAAAUGAAUAUUUAUACAAUCAGCACAUAUUAUAGCGAAACAGAUCUUAUUGAAAUUUUAUUAUUAUAAUAUUAGCUGAAACAUCAUCGAAUAGCAUAGUAAAAUCGAGCAUUCUUUUCUCUUCAAGACUAUAUAAAAAGAAAGGUUUUCAAGCUUAUACUAUACGGUACUAAAAUGUAACUACCACUACUUUUAGGUACCCCUAACUAUUUUUUGUUGUAUUAUUUAGGUACAACAAUGAAUGUUCUUCGUUAUCCAAUUCAAUUAAGAACUGGAAAAAAUUAAUUUAUGUGUGCAGAACGUUUGAAAUCCUAAGAGGAAAACGAAUAAAUUUUUGAUGAAAAUAGUAAUUUAAUUGAAAAUGUAACAACUACUAUUCGUAUGGUUUUAUUUGUUUUAAUGAAGAAAAUGUUAAAGAUAAAAUUUUAGACAAUGUUAUAUCAAUAGUAAAAUGGUGAGAUUGAUUUGAAUCUGAAAUGAAUUUACCAAAAAAACUCCUAUUCAAUAUACAUAUUCAUCUGAUGAAAAUUCUUUUUAUGUAGAUCGUUGAUUUGAAUUUCGUGAAUAUAAUUAUAUAGAUUAUCGAGAAAAGAAAAUGCAAUCUUUUAAUCCUGAUUGAUAUAAAAAUGAAAAAUCGUUUUAUGAUACACUAGGAGUUAUUUUACCUGAACAAGUGAAAACAAAAAGUUUGUUUCUAUUUUAUUUUAUUUUAUUCUUCAUUGAAGAUUAUUAAUGAAUGUCGUAGUCAAACAAAAACUUUCACUUUUUAUUUUCACCAUCAAUGAACUAAUAUUCGACCGAUGAAUAUUUUAUUAGAUAUUGGACAAACGAUAUUAAUUGGUGACAUUGCAAGAAUUGAUAUUAAACAUGUUUGUUUAUGAAAUGUUCUGUCUUUUUUUGUUAAUUAAUUCUCUCUUUUAUUAAAGAUUUCUAAUCAUGUUCUAGUGAGUCUUUCUUUCAUGACAACAUCUCAUUUACCAAUUAAUGUCAUAGAAACAAAAAAUGAUGAGAAAUUUUAUGAAAAAACUCUGGAAAAAGAUCAACUUGAAGUGAAUAGUCUCUUUUUGUUAUAUAUUAAUAGAAAAGAUACAUUUUAAAAACUUUCCACAAAAUCGUAUCAAUGAUCGUCUUCAAGAUUCACCUCAACUUUGUGGACCAACUAUUGAAAUUCUUGGAAUUAGAAAAGAAGAAGAAGAUAAUCAAUCAGAAUAUAUUACGGAAUAUAUAAAACAAUUUUCUAAAUUAGAAAAAGAUUAUUUUCAUGGUUAUGUAUAUGAUACAAUAUGGAGUUUAACAUAUCUUUAUCAAUCACAUUUAUUAAUAUUUAUAUCAAUAUCAAUAUGUAGUGGAAUUGGAUUGUUUAUAUCAUGGACUUUUCUUGAUUUUAAUAUUCAUUUUCGAUCACAUAGAUACAUUCGUAUGUCAAGUCCAACAUUAGAUAAUAUUAUUUUAGCCGGUUUAGAAAACAAGAUGGAGACAAUCAAUUAUUAUCCAUCCGAUACCACAAUUGGUAGUAUUCUAUUUAAUAAUUAUAUAUCUGAAGAAAUUCGUUGUUUAACUGUAAAAGAAUUAACGUCAUCACAAUCAAUUGAUCGUCUUGGUGCAUCAGUAUCUGAUAGUCCAUAUGAUUUAGCAUUAGGAUCCUUUGAUAAAAAAAUGAUCGUUGUUUUACUUGUCAUCAAGGGAUUUGUUGUUUGUCCAUGGCAUCUUGGGCAUAUAUAA